This is a messenger RNA of Thrips palmi, 1856 nucleotides long. RefSeq names its product 2-oxoisovalerate dehydrogenase subunit alpha, mitochondrial (gene BckdhA). The transcript has 9 exons. The record is from RefSeq and is a predicted model, not a curated record. Lineage: Eukaryota; Metazoa; Arthropoda; Insecta; Thysanoptera; Thripidae. Gene Ontology annotation, biological process: branched-chain amino acid catabolic process. Gene Ontology annotation, molecular function: oxidoreductase activity, acting on the aldehyde or oxo group of donors, disulfide as acceptor. The coding region runs from base 223 to 1545 and encodes 440 amino acids.
UUUAUGGAACGAUUUCUUGUAUUUUGACGUUCACGAGUGUGCAAUCACGAUUUCAAUUCCGUGAGUUUGUAUGCCUAGGCGAACCACUACGUAUGGGACUAUGCAAAUAAGAUCGUCGUCUGCUCUUGCGUCACUGGUGUUUUUGUCAUGCCCUGAGCUGGGACUGUCGGCAGAGCAGAACCUUGACUCUUGCCACAAACCUUUGGGUUCCAUUUCGUGAAAAUGUCCCUACGUCACGUGUGUUCUGCUCUGUCGAGGAAGGUCAGGCUCUCUGGACCUAACUGCCUGCGGCAAAAUCUUAUUUCCCAGGCCCGUCAUUAUGCACAUCCAGCAUCUAAGAGCCAGUUGGAAGACGAGUCUGCAAAAUUUCCUGGAGCUAAGGCAAAUUACACCCAUUCCCUGGAGCUAGUGCCACCAGGAUCAACCGAUCCCUUUCCUGUUUAUAGAGUUAUGGACCUGGAGGGUCAAGUGCUGAAUUCUUCCGAGGACCCUAAGUUGAACCAAGAUAUUGUUGAAAAAAUGUAUAAGGAUAUGACAAUGCUCAACACCAUGGACCGCAUUUUAUAUGAGUCUCAGAGACAAGGACGUAUAUCAUUUUAUAUGACAAGUUAUGGAGAAGAAGCUACUCACAUUGGAAGUGCUGCCGCAUUGAAACCAAAUGAUCUUGUCUAUGGCCAGUACCGUGAAGCAGGUGUGUUGCUUUGGAGAGGCUUUACUUUAGAUGAGUUUAUGAACCAAUGCUAUGGAAAUUCUGGGGAUGAGGGCAAAGGUAGGCAGAUGCCUGUACACUACGGUUCAAGAAAAUUAAAUUUUGUCACCAUUUCAUCUCCACUUUCGACACAAAUGCCUCAAGCUGUUGGAUCUGCCUACGCAAUGAAACGAUCCAAAAGUGGAAACUGUGUGAUAGUGUACUUUGGGGAUGGGGCUGCCAGUGAAGGAGAUGCCUAUGUAGCUUUCAAUUUUGCUGCAACUCUUGACUGCCCUGUAAUUUUCUUCUGUCGCAACAAUGGGUUUGCAAUUUCUACUCCUACACAUGAACAGUACAGAGGUGAUGCGGUUGCUGGUCGUGGCCCUGCAUUUGGUAUUACCGCUAUACGUGUUGAUGGUAAUGAUGUGUUUGCUGUUUACAAUGCUACAAAGGCUGCAGCAGAUUUGGCUGUUAAACAUAACAAGCCUGUCAUUGUUGAAGCUAUGACUUACAGAGUCGGGCAUCACAGCACCUCUGAUGACAGCUCUGCAUAUCGUUCAAUUGAGGAGGUAAACCUAUGGGAUUCUACUGACCAGCCCAUAACACGCCUCCGAAAAUACAUGGAACGUAAAGGAUGGUGGAAUGAUUCUCAGGAAAAGGAAUGGAAAGAAAGCACUCGUAAACAGGUCCUGAAAUCAUUUGGUGAAGCAGAGAAACGGCCAAAGCCAAGCUGGAAGGAAAUGUUUAAUGAUGUUUACAAGGAUGUCCCUUCUCAUUUGAGGGAGCAAAUGAAAGAGAUGGAGGACCAUGUUCAAAACCACAAAGAGCACUAUCCACUCUCAUCUUACAAAUCAUAAGGUUGUUUGAUUUGAGAACAAGUGUCAAUUACAGCGAUUUUGCUGAUGUGUGCCAUUGAAACUAAGACUGGAGAAUCACCUUUGAAGUACAAACCAUAAAUUUUUAAAGUAAGCGUUAUUUUAAAAAAUAAAUGGAGAGAAAGAUAUGUUAUGGAAACAUGAAUUUUCUUUAAGAUUGUGGGAGAAUUUUAUAUAAAAAUAUAUUUAUACAGUAAAUGGGUUGGGUUGAGUCUUUGAGCAAUUUUAUACAUUUUAAAAAUGAAAUUUUGUUACAUGUGUGUGCAUUGAAUAAAGUAUGAUGUUUAUUUCCA